AUGCUCAUUGCAUUUGCCUUGGGGCUUUUCCUGAGCCUUGGCCGUGUCACUGGCUUGAACGUGGGGGAGGCGAAUCUCGACAUCUGGGAUGUAGAUGACUCGUGUAAGCCAUAUCUACCACUUCUGCAAAAGGCUUUCGACGAUGCCGCGACUAUGUCAGCCAAAGCUUUAAAAGACCUCAAAUUUGUUCAACAACCCCGUCCGCAACAAGACACCAAGCGAAGGGAAAGUCUUGAAUGGGACCGCAUAGCAAGGGCCGUGAACACCAUGUUUGGCUUUAAUCCAGACCACCAAGGGACCAACUCGGAAAACAAGUUUAUGCAAAGAAUACUUGAGGUUUACGAUAAGAUGAGCACAGCCCUGCAUGGCAAUGAGAACAUACCAGCAAAGGGUUUCACACAACUCCACUCCAAAGCACUGGUGAUGUGUGGCGAUAAGCCAUGGAGAUGGUAUUCGGUGAACGACAUUGAUCCAUACGAUCUAAUGAACCGACAACUGCAUAUCACCCAGCCUCAAGUAGUGGGCGGGGGAGCCUGGGCAUGGAAACACAGAUAUCAUUCGAACGGAAACCCAAACAGUAUUGGAAUUUGUCGUCCUGGGAUAUAUGCAGUCACCCAAACCAAGUACGACAUGAUUACUUUUUGUGAUUCCUCUUUCUCCAAGGAUCCAACUGAUCUAGCUGAUGUGGUGGUUUCACCAGUCGAUAGACGGCACAGCGUGGAGGAGGGAGUGACAAAAUUAGAUGAAUUUGAGAAAAGUCUCUCUCGUGUCAUGCUUCAUGAACUCACUCAUUGGUAUGGGGCGAAAAGGGAUGACAGUGAUGGUACCGUUAUCCAACUCCCCGAUCAACAAGCAGUUUCGAAAAGAGGCGAAUUGGUUUUCCAGCAUCUCAACCAGAACAACGUUGUGGAAGCCGUGUUAAGUUCUGAAAGAAAAGAUGGAGUCCGAUACGAAAAAGCAUCAGUGUACGGCUUUGUGCGGAUCGCAAGGCUGGCUAUGAGUCACGAAGGCGAGUUUGCCCAAAAUUCAGGACCAAAAAAGGCUACCGACACGGCAGAGGCAUACACCUAUUUUGCCAUGAUGGCGUAG
Molecule: messenger RNA, 1089 nt
Organism: Trichoderma aggressivum f. europaeum
Lineage: Eukaryota; Fungi; Ascomycota; Sordariomycetes; Hypocreales; Hypocreaceae
Exons: 4
Coding region: 1-1089 (362 amino acids)
Molecular function (GO): metallopeptidase activity
Source: RefSeq, a predicted model, not a curated record